AUGAUGUCUUCCAGUUUCAAUAUAUUUAGAGUUGGCAUCUCUUUUGUCAUGAUGUGCAUUUUUUAUAAGUCAGCAGUAGACUCUCUAUCAGAACUGAGUCCUCAGAAAUAUUUUAGUACAUUGCAACCAGGAAAAGCCUCCUUAGCUUAUUUUUGUCAAGCUGAUUCUCCAAGAACCUCUGUAUUUCUUGAAGAACUGAAUGAGGCUGUUAAACCUCUCCAGGACUAUGGAAUUUCAGUUGCAAAGGUUAAUUGUGUCAAAGAAGAAACAUCAAGAUACUGUGGAAAAGAAAAGGAUUUGGUUAAAGCAUAUUUAUUCAGGGGCAACAUCUUACUCAGAGAAUUCCCUACUGAUACUUUGUUCGAUGUGAAUGCCAUCGUUGCUCAUGUUCUCUUUGCUCUUCUUUUUAAUGAAGUAAAAUAUAUUACCACUCUGGAAGACCUUCAGAACAUAGAAAAUGCUCUGAAAGGAAAAGCCAAUAUUGCAUUCUCCUAUGUAAGAGCCAUUGGAACGCCAGAGCACAGAGCAGUCAUGGAAGCUGCUUUUGUGUAUGGGACUACGUACCAGUUUGUCCUAACCACGGAAACUGCCCUUUUGGAAAGUAUUGGCACUGAGGAUAUCGAAAAUGCACAUCUCUACUUUUUUCAUUGUAAACAAGUCUUGGAUUUGACUGACCAAUGUAGAAGAACACUGAUGGAACCACCACUGACUACACUGAAUAUUCAUCGAUUUAUUAAGACAAUGGAAGCACCCCUGCUGACUGAAGUUGCUGAAGACCCUCAACAGGUUUCAACUGUUCAUCUCCAACUAGGAUUACCACUGGUUUUUAUUGUUAGUCAGCAAGCGACGUAUGAAGCUGAUAGAAGGACUGCAGAAUGGGUUGCUUGGCGUCUUCUGGGGAAAGCAGGAGUUCUACUCUUGUUAAGGGACUUUUUGGAAGUGGACAUCCCUCGGCAUGCUAAUGUGGUCUUCAGAAGAGCAGAAGAGGGAGUGCCAGUGGAAUUUUUGGUCUUACAUGAUGUUGAUUUAAUUAUAUCCUGUGUGGAAAGUAAUAUGCACAUUGAAGAAAUACAAGAAGACGAAGAUGACAUGGAAAGUCCAGAUACGGAUAUUCAAGAUGAUGAAGUGGCAGAAACUGUUUACAGAGAUAGGAAGAGACGGUUACCUCUGGAACUCACGGUAGAACUAACAGAAGAGACGUUUAAUGCGACAGUAGUGGCUUCUGAUAGCAUAGUGCUUUUCUAUGCUGGUUGGCAAGCAGUAUCCAUGGCAUUUCUGCAAUCCUAUAUAGAUUUGGCAAUUAAAUUGAAAGGCACAUCCAAUAUGCUGCUUACUAGAGUGAACUGUGCAGAUUGGUCUGAUUUAUGUACUAAGCAAAAUGUUACUGAAUUUCCUGUUGUAAAGAUGUAUAAGGAAGGCAAGAGCCCGGCGUCUUACCCUGGAAUGUUAGGAACUGAAGAUCUCCUAAAAUUUAUCCAGCUCAACAGGAUUUCAUGCCCAGUGAACAUAACAUCUGUCCAAGAAGCAGAAGAAUAUUUAAGUGGGGAAUUAUAUAAAGACCUGAUCUCCUACUCUAGUGUGUCGGUGCUAGGACUAUUUAGCCCAAACAUGACAACAGCAAAAGAAGAUUUCACUGAAGCAGGAAACUACCUAAAAGGAUGUGUUAUCACUGGAAUUUAUUCUGAAGAUGAUGUUUUGAUACUGUCAAAUAAAUAUGCUGCAACCCUUCCCGCCCUGCUGCUGGCCAGACACAAAGAAGGCAAAAUAGAGAGCAUUCCAUUAGCUAACUCCCCUGCACAAGACAUAGUUCAAAUAAUAACAGAUGCAUUACUGGAAACAUUUCCAGAAAUCACUGUGGAAAAUCUUCCCAUUUAUUUAAGACUUCAGAAACCAUUACUUAUUUUAUUCAGUGACGGCAGCAUAAAUCCUCAGUAUAAAAAAGCAAUAUUGACGCUGGUAAACGAGAAACACUUGGAUUCACUUACCCCUUGCUGGUUAAAUCUAAAGAAUACUCCUGUGGGAAGAGGAGUCUUGCAGGCAUAUUUUGAUGCUCUGCCUCCCCUUCCUCUUCUUGUUGUAGUCAAUCUGCAUUCAGGUGGCCACGUAUUUGCAUUUCCUUCAGACCAGGCUAUCACUGAACAAAACCUUUUAUUGUGGCUGAAGAAACUGGAAGCAGGACUUGAGAGUCACAUCACAAUUUUACCUGCUCAGGAAUGGAAACCUCCUCUUCCUGCUUAUGAUUUUCUAAGUAUGAUGGAUGCUGCCGCAUCUCAACAUCCCACAAGGAAAGAUCCUGAGUGUACAAAAGAAACAGAUGCACAGGAGAAUGAUAAAAAACAUGAAGAUAAAUCAGCAUUCAGAAAAGAACCAAUUGAAACACUGAGAAUAAAGCAUUGGAAUAGAAGUAAUUUGUUUAAAGGAGAAAAAUCAUUUAAGCAUGAUAAUAAAGAGUUAUGA
This is a messenger RNA of Odobenus rosmarus divergens (Pacific walrus), 2457 nucleotides long. It is a transcript of the gene TXNDC16, whose product is annotated as thioredoxin domain containing 16. Lineage: Eukaryota; Metazoa; Chordata; Mammalia; Carnivora; Odobenidae. The record is from RefSeq and is a predicted model, not a curated record. The transcript has 19 exons. The coding region runs from base 1 to 2457 and encodes 818 amino acids.